Molecule: messenger RNA, 1290 nt
Organism: Penicillium waksmanii
Lineage: Eukaryota; Fungi; Ascomycota; Eurotiomycetes; Eurotiales; Aspergillaceae
Product: putative DNA 3'-phosphatase Tpp1
Exons: 9
Coding region: 1-1290 (429 amino acids)
Biological process (GO): DNA repair
Molecular function (GO): polynucleotide 3'-phosphatase activity; double-stranded DNA binding; ATP-dependent polydeoxyribonucleotide 5'-hydroxyl-kinase activity
Source: RefSeq, a predicted model, not a curated record
AUGGCCCCCGGGGCAAUGAAGCGGACGGCUUCCCCCACUCGGGCUAUUUCCCCGCCUCCGCUUCGCCGCAAGGUUGAAUCAAGUGUCAACAAAAAAACAGUGAAUUCCUUCUUUGCCCCAACUUCACAAAAAAAGCCUGGGCCAAUUACAUGGCGGGUCUUGGAAAAGGGUCUGGUUAUCGGGAAACACUCGCCAGAAUCCAAGAGCACGACGCUUCCGUCGAAAGAUCGAAAAGUGGCCGCAUUUGAUCUUGAUGGCACAUUGAUCAAAACGAAGUCUGGAAAUAAAUUUGCUAAAGGCCCAGAAGACUGGAAAUGGUGGGACACCGGCGUUCCACGAAAAGUCAGAGAACUGAGUUCUGAAGGUUUCCAGAUCGUUCUCUUCUCGAACCAGUCAAAAAUCAGCCUGAAGAAAGAAAAAGGCGCCGACUCUAAGAGUCUUUCCAACUUCAAAGAGAAAUUGACGGCUAUCAUGACACAGCUGGAUCUUCCCAUGAGUGUGUAUGCUUCUACAGAAGCUACAGAGUAUCGCAAACCUCGCCCGGGAAUGUGGGCCGAGUUUAGGGAUGACCAUGACCUUGACGUCGUCGGUGUUGAUAUGUCGAAUUCGGUCUAUGUGGGUGAUGCCGCUGGACGGCCUGGUGAUUUCGCCGCGACAGAUCAUGGUUUCGCCGCCAACGUCGGCAUUUCGUUCAAGACGCCCGAGGAGUUCUUCCUUGGUCAGGAUCCGGUGGAGGCAUCGGGACUCUUUGAUCCUAAGGAGUAUAUUGAAACACAGCCCGAAACAGAAUUCAAACGCAAACAUCCACUCGAACUUGUUCUCUUCUGUGGUAGCCCUGGGUCUGGAAAGUCCACCUAUCAUUGGAACAAUCUUGAGCCCCUUGGCUACGAACGUGUUAAUCAAGAUAUCUUGAAAACUCGUCAGAAAUGCCUCAAGGUUGCACGUGAAUUUCUUGAAGCGAAGAAAUCCGUCGUCGUUGACAACACCAACGCAAACCAGGAAACAAGAGAACACUGGACAACCCUGGCAAAAGAGCUCUCUGUGCCCGUACGCGUCAUUCACUUCCUCGCCCCGCCAGAACUAUGCAAGCAUAACGCCACCGUGCGCGCUGCCAACAAAAUCCUCAACCCCGAGUCCAGAGCCUCGCUGCCGGGUAUCGCUUUCGCAGACUAUAAGCGUCGGUACCAGGAGCCUACGCUCGACGAGGGCUUUGAAGAUAUCCACCCUGUUCCGUUCCGGUUUGUUGGAGAUGAGGAGGCGAAGAGGAUUUGGGGUCAAUACUGGGUUUAG